This is a messenger RNA of Macrosteles quadrilineatus (aster leafhopper), 633 nucleotides long. Its product is annotated as keratin, type I cytoskeletal 9-like. The transcript has a single exon. The record is from RefSeq and is a predicted model, not a curated record. NCBI's taxonomy places the organism in Eukaryota, Metazoa, Arthropoda, Insecta, Hemiptera, Cicadellidae. The coding region runs from base 1 to 633 and encodes 210 amino acids.
AUGAGGUGGCUGCUGAUUGUAUUGUUAGGAGUGUGGUGUUGUGUUAUCAGUUCUGGGUCUGAACACUUUUUUACCCCUCAGCAGUUAAAAAAUUUAGAUGAAAAGAUCAUAAGCUUUUUAAACAAGCCGACAAACGCGAGUGAUUGGGAAACUUUAGUUAAAGAUAUGGAAAAUCUCGUUGAACAGAUAAAAGUUUACAGGAGACUCAUGAGGGACAAGAAUGACCAAGAGAUAGUGCGCAAAUCUUACGAAAUAUACCAGACGGGGAAACCGAAAUUUAUAUAUCACACCAUGAGCGAACCGGAGAUCAGGGAUGCAGCUCAGGUUACCAAAGAGGACAUGGAACACUUUCACAUCCUUCGUGACAAGAUUGACAAUCUAUGGGACGAGUUUUUAGAUAUUAUCAGUGAAAAGACUGGUGAGAUCUUGGUUUAUGAGAAGCCUCCAGGGUUUGAAAAUUACGAUAAUGGCUAUGGGGGUGGCUAUGGGGAUGAUGAUACCCCUGGUCAUGGGAGAGGAUGGGGAUGGCAAGGUGGGAGGGGAGGAGAGUAUGGCCGAGGUAGAGGCAGGGGGAGAGGAAGAAGAAGAGGUGGAGGGGGCUACGGAAAUGACUUUGGAUCACGGUACCGGUAG